AUGGCAUUUUAUGAGUAUAAUGUUCUGGUUCUCGUUGUAGUAGUUGCAGGCACAGCAUACCUCCAACAUAGACGCGGUAGCAAAGCAGCGGUGUCGAGAAGUCGAGGUCAAGAUGGCGAGGCGACCAGAGCGGCGAUUACUGCUGGGGAUGCUGUGAUAUGGCAGUUCAAGAAGAAAUUCUUGCCUGUGUACUUGCUGGCUUUUGGUUCGGAUUGGUUGCAAGGACCAUAUAUCUAUACCAUGUAUAAAGAUGAGAAAGGGCUGCCCGAAGAGACUGUAGCCUACUUGUUCGCCACAGGUUUCCUCGCCGCCGCAAUCUCCGCAUCGUUCGUCGGAUCACUGGCCGAUCGAUACGGACGGCGAUCAGCCUCUCUGUUCUUCUGCGUAGCCUACGCCUUAUCAUGCUUCACGGUUCUCUUCGACUCGAUAUUCACCCUCUUUGCUGGUCGAAUUCUUGGCGGUUUGUCCACGACAUUGUUGUGGAGCGUGAUUGAAAGCUGGAUGGUAACGGAGUUCCAUCGCCAGCACCUUGAAGAAGCUGGGUCCCUGAGCGACAUCUUUGGAAUCAUGACUACCUUGAAUGGGGCUGUCGCAAUCCUGGCCGGGUUGUUUGCUCAGACCAUAGCAGAUGUCACCAAGACCCAAGCAGCGCCAUUCAUGGCUGCUGUUGUGCUUCUGAUUCUGGCUUUUGGAUUCAUCUCAAGCAGAUGGAGUGAGAACUAUGGAGAUAGCCAUAAAUCCAACGUUGACGGACUCUUGCCAGGGAGUGAGGAGAAAGAAAAGAACGGUUUGCAAUAUAUCUUGCAAGGUAGAAAAUCAAGUGAGUUCUUCGAAGAUAUCACUGACUGUUUUGGUCCAGAUAAACACCUCUGGGCUCUCUGCAUAACCUCAUCCUGUUUCGAAGGCGUUAUGUACCUGUGGAUCUUCUUCAAAUUCGCAGCCUUGAAACUGUCCCACGAGGCAGCAGGCAAAGGAAGCGAACUGCCAUUUGGGACGAUAUUUGCAGCAUUGAUGUGUGCCAUGAUGCUCGGCUCCCUCUCCUUCACCUACUACUCAUCCCUGGCUACUUCUCGAUGGGUGGUAUCACCCUCAAGAUUGCUCACAAUAACGCUCUUCGUUGCUAGUGCGUGUUUCAUCUUGCCUGUUCUCGUCCACGACGAAGCUGUUACCUUUUGGUGCUUCUGUGUUUUUGAGAUCUGCUGUGGCAUAUACUUUCCAAGCAUUGCUCGAUUGAAAGAGCAGAUUGUGGAGGAUGGUGUGAGGGCAAAGAUAUAUGGCAUACUGAGGAUCCCACUGAAUAUCUUUGUGGUGUUGGGUCUGAUGUUGACAAAAGCUGGCAAGUUACGCCCCGACCCUCCAUCACUGGAGCCAAGGCUACGCCACCGAGAAAACGUGUUUAUCAUCUGCAGCGGAGCACUAGCAGCCGCAGCCGCAGCCCUGGGAGCAUUCGUAGCAGAAUAA
Messenger RNA from Lachnellula hyalina, 1461 nucleotides. Its product is annotated as Molybdate-anion transporter. The transcript is spliced from 5 exons. Gene Ontology annotation, biological process: molybdate ion transport. Gene Ontology annotation, molecular function: molybdate ion transmembrane transporter activity. Gene Ontology annotation, cellular component: membrane. Bases 1 to 1461 code for a protein of 486 amino acids. NCBI's taxonomy places the organism in Eukaryota, Fungi, Ascomycota, Leotiomycetes, Helotiales, Lachnaceae. The record is from RefSeq and is a predicted model, not a curated record.